Amoebophrya sp. A25 is the source of this 710-nucleotide messenger RNA. The record is from the annotation of a GenBank genome assembly. NCBI's taxonomy places the organism in Eukaryota, Dinophyceae, Syndiniales, Amoebophryaceae.
CGGGUCGCAAGACGAGCUAGGUCGCUUGGAGGCACUGCGAGAAGUGUACCAUGAGGCUGCGCGCUUUGGAGAUGUGCUGGAAAAUGGCGAAUUGAACGUGAUCUACCGCAAGCAGCGAGUUAUUCGGGCUACUAAAAUUGCGUUGCAAAAGUUGAUACAAGAAUACAGAGCCGGCUUCCAGCGACUCGAUAGUGAUGGCACAGAGCACACAGAAGUAAGUGCCGGAAAUGCCUUCUGGAAGGACAUCGUUCAGAACCGGCUAAUGGGUCACGAGAAUGGCGUGGACCAAGGUUCGACUUCAGAGGAUUCUGUCGGCAACGUGGCUUCAGGUCCAGCGGCUAACGGGGCUUCCACCAGUCAAUUCUUCGCCUCAAACCCACCACAGAAUCUGGACGACUAUCUGUCCCGUUUCAUCGUUGACGCAGGCGUGUACCCUUUGCAGGUGAACCCGGACUCCGUGAGUGAGACGAUCUAUGUGUUUUCGGCGGUUGUCCAGAAUUUAGCUGGUGAACUUCGGCACGUUGUUGAGAUCUGCGGACACAUGGGCACCGCUGAGGACCCAACGAUCAGUCUAGGGAUGCUGCGGUGGAUGCAAAGUCGGCAAACGCUAGCUGUGAAACACGGUUUGGAUCCGGAUGACAUGAGUAUCGAUGAACAAACAGGUGAAUCCCCAGCCUCGAGGGUCGACACGCUUCGACGCAAAGCCGGAC